Molecule: messenger RNA, 1510 nt
Organism: Bubalus bubalis (water buffalo)
Lineage: Eukaryota; Metazoa; Chordata; Mammalia; Artiodactyla; Bovidae
Exons: 10
Coding region: 773-1510 (245 amino acids)
Source: RefSeq, a predicted model, not a curated record
GUUCACCAGCUUCUGUCUCUCCAUUCCCAUUUCCACACUUGGUCCAGUGUUGACCCGUUGUCCACCCCUAGGAGGUGGCAGGAGGUUGGGUUGGUGUACAAGGAUCUUAUACAUCAUUACUUCAGGUUCGCCUCUGUGGUUGGGACCUCAUGAACAAAGGCUCUGACACAAGAAUUAGCCAGACCACUCCCUCAGCUUCCCUAGAAAAUGGUUUUGCGGAGAGCUUUUGCGGAGCUCAGGUUUUUUGUUUGUCUUUUCUCCUUGUGUGGCCCUGCAGUAAGGCAUUCUCUGCUCCAGGCUCCUGAUUCUUGGUAUUGUUUGGCCUCACUGUGUGUUAGGAACACAAACUUGUGAUCAGUACCAAGAGGAUAUUCUAAUCAAGAACAGAAUCUCUUUUUAUUCUCAAUGUGUUAGCUUUGUCCCUUUUCACCCUGACAUGUUCACUAUCAACUAUCUUUGGGGGCAGGACAUUUUCUCUCAUAUAAAUCAUUUUCUUCAUCAGAAAAGAAUAUGUGACCCUGAGAUUCAAUUUUUGAAAUUAAAUCCUUACUCUGAAAAUCCCAGUUUGCCCAUAGAAACACACUUUCUGGGCAGUAGCACUUUGGACUCAUCCUGUGCAGAGUCCAGUUCACUCUGAAAGUUCUGUGAUGUAUCGUCGCCAUGGUAAUGUGGUAAUGCACUUUCUGCAUUCUGUACCAAGUGCCAGUUAGUGAGCUGAGAGGUUCACAUAAGGUACAAGUAGAAGGGCUCACCUUCAAACUAGAGUUUGAAAAUGGGAAACCUCAACUGCUGUUGUGGAGGAUGUUAUCCCCGGAAGACCAGAAGGAACACUCCCAAGAGGUCAACAUCCACCACCAGCUGGGUCAGGAGGUUUCGUAGUUGGCCACGAAAUAGGGUGCACCCUACAACUGACACAGUUGAAGAGCUCCCUGAGGAUGAGCUGGAGGAGCUAUCCAAUUCAAAUUUGCAGGAAGAAUCUCUGCCCACCUCUGUGGCAUGCGGAGCAGCCUACGAACAUGGUCCCCAGAACAUCCUGGUGGUGGAAGUGCACCAGGCUUAUGAUGAGGAAGAGCCUCUGAAGAACCUGAAGACUUACGGAACAGCCUAUGAACACGCUCCCCAGGAGGGCCUGGUGGUGAAACAGCAGCGUGAGAUCUGGGUUGAGAAGCAGCCUCUGAGGGCCCCGAAGGAAUCCGGAGCAGUCUUUGAAUAUGGUUUCAUUGAGGACCUGCCAAUCAACCCAGCUUGUGACAGGACCGAAGAGACUCCCUGUGUCUCCAAGAGCCCUCAUAGUGGCCCCUACUGGCCGGGCCCAGGCCUUGAGGAGGCAGUGACCCUCUCCCGCCUCUGCCACCUCCUGGCAGCACAGUCUGCCUGGGAUGCCAUCUGCAAGACCCGCUUCCACACCCGCCACCACAUGGACAGCCUGAGGAGCCUGAGGGCCAGUUGCGUUUGGCACCCGGCUCCCUCAGCGAUGACAGCUGAGCAGGGUCUGGGGACCCAGCGCUGA